This is a messenger RNA of Polyodon spathula (Mississippi paddlefish), 1743 nucleotides long. RefSeq lists its product as uncharacterized. Gene Ontology annotation, cellular component: extracellular region. NCBI's taxonomy places the organism in Eukaryota, Metazoa, Chordata, Actinopteri, Acipenseriformes, Polyodontidae. The record is from RefSeq and is a predicted model, not a curated record. Gene Ontology annotation, molecular function: growth factor activity; cytokine activity. Gene Ontology annotation, biological process: BMP signaling pathway; SMAD protein signal transduction. The transcript has 5 exons. The coding region runs from base 130 to 768 and encodes 212 amino acids.
UUAGACAUCACCAAGGAGACCGAGGGUCUUCAGAAACUGUUGCACUGGACUCCAUCACCUUUACACUUGGAGAUAUUUUGGUUGAGGCUACCUGGGAUUGGAGAUAUCCAUUACCUGACCACAAGCCUCAUGAUGACACUACUUCUGUUGUCGGCUGUUUUGUGCUUGGGCACUGCGCUGGGAAUGGCUUUCAUUCUGCCGUUGUCUCAGGAACCUGCAUCAGAAAUAGCCAGCUGUAAGGAGCAGUUGCUGCAGGAUGCCAGAGAGAUGCUGCUGGAUGCUUUAAACCUGGAGCAUGAACCCCACAUGAAGCUCCAAGGAGUGAGCCAGUUCAGGGCUACCUGGAAGACAGGACUGUUGGCCACUUGCCCAAAUUCAAACCACUCUUCAGGAGCUCAGAGCAGUAGUUCUGUCAGUGUUGCAGCAGAGAAUGAAACACAGAACACAACAGGGCACCGCUGCUGCCAGAUCACCUCGCAGAUCUCCAUCACUGAUCUGGGCUGGGACUCAUGGAUUAUUUAUCCAGAGAAUUACACCUACACAGAGUGUGUGGCCUGCACACGCGGCGAGGGGAGAACAUGGCAACACUGCAGGCUGAAAACCCCUUCCAGCAAGCUCCACCUCCCAGAGGUUAAGUGCUGCUCGGUUGUGGAGCAGGUGUGGCUUCCAUUUGUCUACAUUGGUGAUGACUUCUCCCUGGUGACCAGCAAUGUUCCGCUGACGCAGAAGUGCGGCUGCCAGCCAGAGCAUCAUGCUGAUCAGAAGUGAAGGCGCCUCUAUUAGCCUCCUCAGUCUCUGCAUUUUCAUCCCCAAGUAAUGAACUGGCCUUUUUAUGUCAAUGCUAAGUCUGUCAGUUGGGUAGUUUUACAAACCAUGUCCUAAAUGCUUUAUCUUUUAAGGGAAGUGUCUCUCUAUUUACACAGGAUUGCCAGUUUUGUUACGACUGCCACAUCAUAAAUGCAGCAUUAAGAGUUCAGAAAUAUGAAAAUUCUUAUUACGUUUUGACUGGAAGUCUUUAUUUCUAAAUAGGUCUAAAUUCAGCAAUACUGACUGUUUAAUAGUAAUGGAAGAUACAGCAUUAGUAGUUUCAAAAUGAUAUAAACUUUUCCUUUUUUUAAUACAAUUUGGUUUUGUGCACUCGUUUUGCUCUCCAAAAAUACAAAAUAACUCAAUACUAUUUCAAGGACAGGAUAACCUUUGACUAAAACUGUUCAAACCUUAACUCAAUAAUUGUUUUUACCCAAAAAAGAAUUGCGUUGCCCUAUUGUUUUCGCUACUUCCUGGCAGUGUAUUUGCCAGCAUGCAAAUGUUUCAUAAUAAUUCCCUGGCAUCAGCAGAAGUUUUCCACUUGAGGGUAAAGUAUUGCGCUGUUUGGAACUGAAAUUCACAUCUGGUUUGUGUUUUAGUUUCCAUCCUUGGCACAUGUUCAUCCAGCAGAUGGAUCUCAGUUACAAGCUUGGGAGGAACACUGUGUUUCUGGUUCCCAAAGCAGCAUAUAUCAAAUUGAUUUCAAUCUACCAUUUUAGCAGGAAAUACAGUUUCAGUUCAGGUGGGCUAAGAUCAUUGAAUUCUCACAGCAGUAACUUAUAACUCAUGCCAUGUUGUCCUUGAAUUAACCUUGCUGCUCAAAAGCAAAAUUGUCUUUUUGAAGAACUGAACAAAUUUGUCAGCUUGCAGUUGAAUUCACAUACAGAGAUGCAUACCCUUUAAAUGUUGCUAUUGUUAAAAUAUGUUCUGCCUUUU